Tetrapisispora phaffii CBS 4417 is the source of this 954-nucleotide messenger RNA. RefSeq names its product RNA-binding protein. Gene Ontology annotation, molecular function: RNA binding. Gene Ontology annotation, biological process: endonucleolytic cleavage in 5'-ETS of tricistronic rRNA transcript (SSU-rRNA, 5.8S rRNA, LSU-rRNA); endonucleolytic cleavage to generate mature 5'-end of SSU-rRNA from (SSU-rRNA, 5.8S rRNA, LSU-rRNA); small-subunit processome assembly. Bases 1 to 954 code for a protein of 317 amino acids. Gene Ontology annotation, cellular component: nucleolus. The transcript has a single exon. Lineage: Eukaryota; Fungi; Ascomycota; Saccharomycetes; Saccharomycetales; Saccharomycetaceae. The record is from RefSeq and is a predicted model, not a curated record.
AUGUCUAAUCAAGUUGAAGAAUUUGACGAUUUUUCUUCUGACGGUGAAGAUAAUGGUUUAUUGAUCCAAUCAAAAAAGAAUUUUAGUUCUAAACAACAUAUAGAGGAAGAUGUCGAAAGUUCUGAUGAUCGUGAUAGCAAUGACGAUAAAGAAUCAGGUACGAUUAAGCAAAAUGAUGACGUUGCUAAUGAAAAGAGUGAUGAUGAUGCAUCCAUAGAUGACAAAUUAGAUGAAGGUAAAGUUGAGAUAAACAGUGGGACUACUGAGAAUGAAAGAAAAGAAGCUUUAAAGAAAAAGAUGGAUGCAUUUAAUACUUUGAAGGCCCAAAGAAAAGCUAGGCAUAAAACUGGUGUUAUAUAUUUGUCUGCUAUUCCACCUUAUAUGAAACCUGCUAAAAUGAGACAGAUCUUGAGUAGAUUUGGCGAGCUUGAUCGUUUAUUUUUAAAGAGAGAAUCUGAUCAAAAGUACAAAAGUAGAGUAAAGGGUGGUGGUAAUAAAAAAACAAAAUAUGAAGAAGGUUGGGCAGAAUUUGUAAGGAAAAGAGACGCUAAAAUAUGUGCUGGAGCUUUGAAUGGUAAUACAAUUGGUGGUAGUAAGGGUAGUUUUUAUCACGAUGAUAUAUUGAAUGUAAAAUAUCUACCUGGAUUUAAAUGGGCUGACUUAACUGACCAAAUUGCUAGAGAAAAUGAUGUAAGACAAUCUAAAUUAGACUUGGAAAUAUCACAGGCCAAUAAGAUGAAUGCUGAAUUCAUAAGAAACGUAGAAAAGAGUAAGAUGUUAGAGAACAUUAAAAAAUCUAAUAAAAGAAAAAACAAUGAUAUCGCUGACAAAGAAGACAAUACUAUUGUGAGAAACUUUAAACAAUACAAAGUAUCGACAAGAAGAGCUGAUGCAUCAGAUGAUAUUAAGGCUAAGCAAGCCAACAUGGAUCAAAUCAUUAACAAUUUGCUAUAA